UUUACUCACAAUCACGCGGGACAUUCAACUGUUAUUGUGAAAUAGUCAUUCACGAACUUCGUAGUCCCAGAUUAAAAUAAAUUUGCGAUUAUUAAAAAAUGAAUAGGAUGACAACCAAUAUUCUAACUUCAUGUGAUUCUAAUUCAUCGUAUAACUUAAUUACUUCCAAUGAUAAAUUCUGUAAUUGGUUCUAUGAUGAGAAAACUUGUUGGCCAAUUGCGAAAGCCAAUACCAAUGUAUCCCAACCAUGUCCAAAAGAACAAGGCUUUGACAAAAUGAAGAUGGCUUACAAAUAUUGUACAGAAGACGGAAAUUGGGAAAAUGUAACAAAUUUGUUUGGAUCAACUGAUUAUAGUAGCUGUUAUACUCCAGAACUAACAGAGAUGCUAGAAAAACUUGGUUCAGACUAUGAUACAAAACGAAAACUCAAUAUUGCUAUUAACACUGGAGUAAUUGAAGUAGUCGGAUGUCUAGUAUCUAUCAUUUCAUUGAUCAUAUCAUUAUGUAUUUUCAUCAGGCAUAAGGGUUUAUUAGAACAGAGGUUCAAGAUACACAUGAAUUUAUUUGUUGCUUUAUCACUACAAAUGUUCAUCAAACUAAUUUUAAAUAUUGAUAAACUGGAUUUAUUCAAAACAAAAAAAUACCAUUCGAAUGUAACUUGUCUUGUGGACUGUAAUAACCAGAUCCGUUUAGUGAAAGAUGACGACAAUUGGUUUUUUGGAAUUAUGUAUACACCAAUAAUUUGUGAGGGUAGUCAAGUCGUACUGGAAUGGUCAAAAACUGCUAGUUUUAUGUGGAUGUACAACGAAGGAGUAUAUCUAUAUAGAAUUAUAAAAUCUAGAGUCUUAAGAAUAAAUUCUAUAAAUUUUCGUAUGUAUCUAUUUGGUUGGGGUUUACCAGCUUUGAUGACGUCUGUAUGGUUAUUGGUAACAAUGGUUUAUUACAAAAAAUCGUCUAGUGUCUGUUGGUGGGGCUACAGUUUAUUACCCUUUUUUUGGAUCCUUGAAGGACCUCGUAUGAUAAUUAUCGUAGUAAAUUUCAUUAUAUUAAUCAUUGUAUUGAGAGAGCUGUUGAAGAAAAUUAAAUCAAAAUUAUCACCGUCCAAUGAAUUGGAUAUCAUAAGAAAAGUAUCCAAAGCAGCCAUAGCUCUUGUCCCUUUACUUGGGAUCACAAACUUUAUAUUAGUUAUAUUACCUGAACCACAUUCGAAAAGUCCUGAAUUAUUUGCUUUUUGGUCAUAUUCCGCACAUAUAUUACACUCAUUCCAGGGCUUAAUGGUGUCAAUAUUAUAUUGCUUUAUGAAUAAAGAAAUUAAAAAGUCGUUUGAUAAACGAAUGAUGCUCCAAAAAUCACGACGAAAUUUCGAAAUGGAAAUGACAUAAUUUAUUUAAAACUUAGAAUAUUACGAUCUUGUUUUAUAAAUAUAAUUUUUUUUUUUAUAAUAACAAUAUUAUAUUCUUGGUUUUUGGUGUUUAACUGUUGUGUGCACUAUAAACAUAUACUAUAAAAAUAUGGUUUAUGAUAAUUUAAGAUAGGUAUUUAAAAGUAAAAUAAUUGCUUAAACUAGGUAUAUGGGUUGUACACAAUAUAUGGUUUUUACAUUAUUUCAAUAAUAAAAGUAUUUUAUUUAUAAUUUUAAAUAAUUUUUUUUUAAGAACAUAAUCAAUUGUAAUAUAAUGUUACAAUAUUACUAAUAUUGUACUAAAAUCAAGUAUUAUUAAAAAAAUAUAUAUAAUAAAAAGUGUAA
Messenger RNA from Aphis gossypii (cotton aphid), 1747 nucleotides. RefSeq names its product PDF receptor (gene Pdfr). Gene Ontology annotation, molecular function: G protein-coupled peptide receptor activity. Lineage: Eukaryota; Metazoa; Arthropoda; Insecta; Hemiptera; Aphididae. Gene Ontology annotation, biological process: adenylate cyclase-modulating G protein-coupled receptor signaling pathway; cell surface receptor signaling pathway. The coding region runs from base 99 to 1382 and encodes 427 amino acids. The record is from RefSeq and is a predicted model, not a curated record. The transcript is spliced from 10 exons. Gene Ontology annotation, cellular component: plasma membrane.